This is a messenger RNA of Cercocebus atys (sooty mangabey), 12274 nucleotides long. RefSeq names its product adhesion G protein-coupled receptor L3 (gene ADGRL3). The coding region runs from base 52 to 4854 and encodes 1600 amino acids. Gene Ontology annotation, biological process: adenylate cyclase-activating G protein-coupled receptor signaling pathway; brain development; synapse assembly. Lineage: Eukaryota; Metazoa; Chordata; Mammalia; Primates; Cercopithecidae. The record is from RefSeq and is a predicted model, not a curated record. The transcript is spliced from 27 exons. Gene Ontology annotation, cellular component: cell-cell junction; membrane; glutamatergic synapse. Gene Ontology annotation, molecular function: G protein-coupled receptor activity; carbohydrate binding.
CACAUUUGAACAGUCAUUCUUGAGGAAUACUCCAUACCUGAGUGGACAGCCAUGUGGCCAUCGCAGCUACUAAUUUUAUGCAUGCUUUUAGCUCCAAUAAUUCAUGGUGGCAAGCACAGUGAACGACAUCCAGCCCUUGCUGCUCCAUUGCGACACGCUGAGCGCAGCCCAGGAGGCGCUCUUCCACCCAGACAUCUACUUCAGCAGCCAGCUGCAGAGCGCACCGCCGCUCAUCGUGGACAAGGGCCCCGUGGAGCUACCAGAGGAGUUCGUGGUCCAGGUGCCCAAGGAGCACAGAUUGCAGCCCAAGCUUUCAGCCGUGCCCCAAUUCCGAUGGCUGUGGUCCGCAGAGAGCUAUCCUGUGAGAGCUAUCCUAUAGAGCUCCGCUGUCCAGGAACAGAUGUCAUCAUGAUAGAAAGUGCGAACUAUGGCAGGACUGAUGACAAAAUUUGUGACUCUGACCCUGCUCAGAUGGAGAAUAUCCGAUGUUAUCUGCCAGAUGCCUAUAAGAUUAUGUCUCAAAGAUGCAAUAACAGAACCCAGUGUGCAGUGGUGGCAGGUCCUGAUGUUUUUCCAGACCCGUGUCCAGGAACCUAUAAAUACCUUGAAGUGCAGUAUGAAUGUGUCCCUUACAAAGUGGAACAAAAAGUUUUUCUUUGUCCUGGACUACUAAAAGGAGUAUACCAGAGUGAACAUUUGUUUGAGUCUGACCACCAAUCUGGGGCGUGGUGUAAAGACCCUCUGCAGGCAUCUGACAAGAUUUAUUAUAUGCCCUGGACUCCCUACAGAACUGAUACCCUGACUGAGUAUUCAUCCAAGGAUGACUUCAUUGCUGGAAGACCAACUACAACCUACAAGCUCCCUCAUAGGGUGGAUGGCACAGGAUUUGUAGUGUAUGAUGGAGCUUUGUUCUUCAACAAAGAGCGCACCAGGAACAUAGUAAAGUUUGAUUUGCGGACUAGAAUAAAGAGUGGAGAGGCUAUCAUAGCAAAUGCCAAUUACCAUGAUACCUCCCCUUACCGAUGGGGAGGCAAAUCUGACAUAGACCUGGCAGUAGAUGAGAAUGGGCUGUGGGUAAUCUAUGCAACAGAACAAAACAACGGUAAAAUUGUCAUUAGUCAGUUGAACCCUUACACCCUACGGAUCGAAGGAACAUGGGAUACUGCAUAUGAUAAAAGGUCAGCUUCCAAUGCCUUUAUGAUUUGUGGAAUUCUGUAUGUGGUCAAAUCUGUAUAUGAGGAUGAUGACAAUGAGGCCACUGGAAAUAAGAUUGACUACAUUUACAACACUGACCAAAGCAAGGAUAAUUUGGUGGAUGUACCCUUUCCCAAUUCAUACCAGUACAUUGCAGCUGUGGAUUACAACCCCAGGGACAACCUGCUUUAUGUAUGGAAUAACUAUCAUGUCGUGAAAUAUUCUUUGGAUUUUGGACCGCUGGAUAGUAGAUCAGGGCAGGCACAUCAUGGACAAGUUUCAUACAUUUCUCCACCAAUUCAUCUUGACUCUGAGCUAGAAAGACCCUCUGUUAAAGAUAUCUCUACCACAGGACCCCUUGGCAUGGGAAGCACGACCACCAGUACCACCCUUCGGACCACAACUUUGAGCCCAGGAAGGAGUACCACCCCGUCAGUGUCAGGAAGAAGAAACCGGAGUACUAGCACCCCAUCUCCAGCUGUUGAGGUGCUUGAUGACAUGACCACACACCUUCCAUCAGCAUCGUCCCAAAUCCCAGCUCUCGAAGAGAGCUGUGAGCCUGUGGAAGCCCGAGAAAUCAUGUGGUUUAAGACCCGUCAAGGACAGAUAGCAAAGCAGCCAUGCCCUGCAGGAACUAUAGGUGUAUCAACUUAUCUAUGCCUUGCUCCUGAUGGAAUUUGGGAUCCCCAAGGACCAGAUCUCAGCAACUGUUCUUCUCCUUGGGUCAAUCAUAUAACACAGAAGUUGAAAUCUGGUGAGACAGCUGCCAACAUUGCUAGAGAGCUGGCUGAACAGACAAGAAAUCACUUGAAUGCUGGGGACAUCAGCUACUCUGUCCGGGCCAUGGAUCAGCUGGUAGGCCUCCUAGAUGUACAACUUCGGAACUUGACCCCAGGUGGAAAAGAUAGCGCUGCCCGGAGUUUGAACAAGCUUCAGAAAAGAGAGCGCUCUUGCAGAGCCUAUGUCCAGGCAAUGGUCGAGACAGUUAACAACCUCCUUCAGCCACAAGCUUUGAAUGCGUGGAGAGACCUGACUAUAAGUGAUCAGCUACGUGCGGCCACCAUGUUGCUUCAUACUGUGGAGGAAAGUGCUUUUGUGCUGGCUGAUAACCUUUUGAAGACUGACAUUGUCAGGGAGAAUACAGACAAUAUUAAAUUGGAAGUUGCAAGACUGAGCACAGAAGGAAACUUAGAAGACCUAAAAUUUCCAGAAAACAUGGGCCAUGGAAGCACUAUCCAGCUGUCUGCAAAUACUUUAAAGCAAAAUGGCCGAAAUGGAGAGAUCAGAGUGGCCUUUGUCCUGUAUAACAACUUGGGUCCUUAUUUGUCCACGGAGAAUGCCAGUAUGAAGUUGGGAACGGAAGCUUUGUCCACAAAUCAUUCUGUUAUUGUCAAUUCUCCUGUUAUUACGGCAGCAAUAAACAAAGAGUUCAGUAACAAGGUUUAUUUGGCUGAUCCUGUGGUGUUUACUGUUAAACAUAUCAAGCAGUCAGAGGAAAAUUUCAACCCUAACUGUUCAUUUUGGAGCUACUCCAAGCGUACAAUGACAGGUUAUUGGUCAACACAAGGCUGUCGGCUCCUGACAACAAAUAAGACACAUACUACAUGCUCUUGUAACCACCUAACAAAUUUUGCAGUACUGAUGGCACAUGUGGAAGUUAAGCACAGUGAUGCGGUCCAUGACCUCCUUCUGGAUGUGAUCACGUGGGUUGGAAUUUUGCUGUCGCUUGUUUGUCUCCUGAUUUGCAUCUUCACAUUUUGCUUUUUCCGCGGGCUCCAGAGUGACCGUAACACCAUCCACAAGAACCUUUGCAUCAGUCUCUUUGUAGCAGAGCUGCUCUUCCUGAUUGGGAUCAACCGAACCGACCAACCAAUUGCCUGUGCUGUUUUCGCUGCCCUCUUACAUUUCUUCUUCUUGGCUGCCUUCACUUGGAUGUUCCUGGAGGGGGUGCAGCUUUAUAUCAUGCUGGUGGAGGUUUUUGAGAGUGAACAUUCACGUAGGAAAUACUUUUAUCUGGUCGGCUAUGGGAUGCCUGCACUCAUUGUGGCUGUGUCAGCUGCAGUAGACUACAGGAGUUAUGGAACAGAUAAAGUAUGUUGGCUCCGACUUGACACCUACUUCAUUUGGAGUUUUAUAGGACCAGCAACCUUGAUAAUUAUGCUUAAUGUAAUCUUCCUUGGGAUUGCUUUAUAUAAAAUGUUUCAUCAUACUGCUAUACUGAAACCUGAAUCAGGCUGUCUUGAUAACAUCAACUAUGAGGAUAACAGACCCUUCAUCAAGUCAUGGGUUAUAGGUGCAAUAGCUCUUCUCUGCCUAUUAGGAUUGACCUGGGCCUUUGGACUCAUGUAUAUUAAUGAAAGCACAGUCAUCAUGGCGUAUCUCUUCACCAUUUUCAAUUCUCUACAGGGAAUGUUUAUAUUUAUUUUCCAUUGUGUCCUACAGAAGAAGGUACGAAAAGAGUAUGGGAAAUGCCUGCGAACACAUUGCUGUAGUGGCAAAAGUACAGAGAGUUCCAUUGGUUCAGGGAAAACAUCUGGUUCUCGAACUCCUGGACGCUACUCCACAGGCUCACAGAGCCGAAUCCGUAGAAUGUGGAAUGACACGGUUCGAAAGCAGUCAGAGUCUUCCUUUAUUACUGGAGACAUAAACAGUUCAGCGUCACUCAACAGAGGGUCCUAUCUUCCCUGCAUUCAGGCGUGUGUAUCAUAUUUAGGAGCCAUGGCUAAUCAUCUUAUAAGCAAUGCUCUGCUUCGUCCGCAUGGUACUAACAAUCCCUAUAAUACAUUGCUUGGGGAACCGGCGGUCUGUAACAACCCUUCUGUCAGCAUGUACAACGCACAAGAGCCCUACAGAGAGACAAAGGGGCUUCUGAACAAUGCCAGGGAUACAAGUGUCAUGGAUACUCUACCACUGAAUGGUAACCAUGGCAAUAGUUACAGCAUUGCCAGCGGCGAAUACCUGAGCAACUGUGUGCAAAUCAUAGACCGUGGCUAUAACCAUAACGAGACCGCCUUAGAGAAAAAGAUUCUGAAGGAACUCACUUCCAACUAUAUCCCUUCUUACCUGAACAACCACGAGCGCUCCAGCGAACAGAACAGGAAUCUGAUGAACAAGCUGGUGAAUAACCUUGGCAGUGGAAGGGAAGAAGAUGCCAUUGUCCUGGAUGAUGCCUCCUCGUUUAACCACGAGGAGAGUUUGGGCCUGGAACUCAUUCAUGAGGAAUCUGAUGCUCCUUUGCUGCCUCCAAGAGUAUACUCCACCGAGAACCACCAGCCACACCACUAUACCAGAAGGCGGAUCCCCCAAGACCACAGUGAGAGCUUUUUCCCUUUGCUAACCAACGAGCACACAGAAGAUCUCCAGUCACCCCAUAGAGACUCUCUCUAUACCAGCAUGCCGACACUGGCUGGUGUGGCCGCCACAGAGAGUGUUACCACCAGCACCCAGACCGAACCCCCACCGGCCAAAUGUGGUGAUGUCGAAGAUGUUUACUACAAAAGCAUGCCAAACCUAGGCUCCAGAAACCACGUCCAUCAGCUGCAUACUUACUACCAGCUAGGUCGCGGCAGCAGUGAUGGAUUUAUAGUUCCUCCAAACAAAGAUGGGACCCCUCCUGAGGGAAGUUCAAAAGGACCUGCUCAUUUGGUCACUAGUCUAUAGAAGAUGAGACAGAAAUUGAAACCAACAAAACUGCUAACAUCUUGUUGACUGUUCUGAGUUGAUAUAAGCAGUGGUAAUAAUGUGUGUACUCCUAAAUCUUUAUGCUGUCCUCAAAAGACAAACACAAACUCUCAGACUUUUUUUUUUUUUUUAAAUGGGAUUUUUAGGUCAGCCCAGGGGAGAAAGAUAACUGCUAAAAUUCUCCUGUACCCCAUCCUUUCUUGUCCUUUCCCCUUCAGAUGGAGACUUCAUUAUGUUAAUGAACAAGAUAUGAAGAAAAUGGCACUCAUUGUGGCCUUGUUGAAUUACGUUGUGUCUGUAUUAACAUCUCUGAUGCUCUGUUACUAAAAUUACAAGGACCUGCUUUUUAAAAGGCCAGAACAGUUGUCUGAAAUUAGUAACAAUGCUGCAUCUAGAUUGGAGUGCUGCACAAGCAAACAUAAAAGCAAAGCAAAACUGUAUCACAUAGGGUUUUCGGUCACUCACAACCUGAAUUCACCACAACUGCAAUAGCUGUGGAAAACAAAAUAAAACAACAAAAUUAAUAAUGAAAUGGAGGGGAAUUCUAGAAUUAUAUGCUAAAUGCAUAUUUUAUGAUUUGCUGUAUUAACUGAUGAUAAAACUAAUGGCAGAAAAAAGUUGAACAAUUUCUAUGUAAUGUACAGAUACUAGCAUUGCACAUAUAGUCUGCUUUCUGUUCCUCCAGAAUUUGAGUCCUGUUAAUGUAGUAGAAAAAAAAAAAAAUUCUUUUUCUUUUGUGCUGGUCUUGCAAGUUUGUCUACCAGUAAGAGAGCAAAGUUUCCUUCCUUUCUUCUCUUUCUUCAUUUUCUUUCUUUUUUUCUUUUUCGCCUUUUUUUCCUUUAAAAUUUCGCCUGGCAAAAAAUAAAUAAAUGAAACUAUCACUUUAUAAGAAUCAUUUUCUAGUAAUGCAAACAAAUUAUUUUUUACAAAAAAAUAAAAUAAAUAAAAUUAGACUUCCUUCCCUCACUAUAUAUCUUUAUGCAGUGAGAAUAUUUCCAACAGUGUUUUUUGCAAACUAGAGCAGGACAAACUUUUAUGUUUACAGGGCACAUCUGUUGUAAUGCAAAGCAUAUUUGGCAAGCAGUUCAUCACCAGGACACUAGCUAUGAUUCUAGAAGUCAAAAGGUGUCUAUAGAACUAGUGGGACUUCUGCAUGUGAAAACGGUUUUCCAUAGGCAUUAAAGUGCUGAAUGCUCAGUCUGAUCCCCAAGUGGGCACCUGCACUACCGAUUUUUAGAGGAAAUUCACUCCCUCGUAGUAAGAAUUGAAAGGUCAAAUUAUUUUGAAGUGAUUUUUUUAAAAAAAAUCUUCUGUUUAUUAACAGGAAAAUUUAUUUAUUUGACAGGAUUUUGAGUAAUGUAGGAAUACAAAAGGUAAAUUAGCAGCACAUAUAAUUUUUUUUUUAAUUUAUGAUCCAUUUUGUAUGGUCUCAAAGUUGGAUGACCUCAUUACUAAUAUUUGUUGUAAAAGUGAAACUUGUUUGCCAACCAAUAAACAACUGAUUGAGAUUUAGAAGAUAUUGUAUUGAUGUAUGUACUAUAUGAUUAAUUAGUCUUUUUAUUUUUCUCGCCUUUCUUUCCUUCUGUUUUCAAUACAUAAACUUUGCUAAUCCUCCAUGGCCCAAAUGAGCCAUGCAAAAGAAAUCACUCUGCCUAGAUGAAUAAGCUAAGCACAAAAUCUUACAGGUUUGCAGACAAAGUAAACCAGAAAAAUGGAAUGGGCAUGUUUAUUUUGGCUGAAAUCAGAUGCAUCACUUAAUUUUGAGCAGGUUAACAUAUAUGUUACUAUUUACUAUCUAAAACCAGGUGCAGUCACUAUGCUUACCUUUAAAAAUAGAUUCAAUCAGAGAUAUAAAUAUCAAAUUUGGGGUCUGGGUUAGUCAUAUUUUUUUCCUCCUUUGUACAUUCCAUUUUGACGUUAGAAAUUCAAAUUUCCUGAAUUUGCUAAAAGCUGCAAAGAGAAUAUUCAUUUUAUAAAGAUAUAAUAAGACUUUUAUUGUGCUUUUUUUCUUAUUCUAUGUGAUGGAAAUAGGAAAAGAUAAAGAAGUUCUUUCCAAGAAAUUUUCUAGAUCUCUCAUUACUGCAGAUCCUUUAUAGCAAUGUCCAGGUACAGAUCCCCUGUUAGGGCAAAGCUAAACGGAAUCUGCCAAAUUAUAAUUUCUCCUGUGGCUUGUUUUAUCUUGGGAUUUCCUUUUUCAAAAAUCUAAACACUAUCCAUCUAUAAAUGACUAUCUUAAACCAAGUUUAGAGAAUGGCCAAUAAUCUGUAUAUAGUUUAUAAAUACAUGACAAAAAAAUUUCUGCUGGGCCAGAGUGCAUCAUAACCUUCACAUUCUCAAAAUAUUUUAUGUAUCAUUCCUUUUUAGUCAAUUGGCAUGAAUAUUUUUUAAGUCUACAGAUUUUAUGUUGGAGGAGAAUGACAAGCAUUAAUGGUAAUUCGGUUUUCUCACACCACACUAUGGCAAUAUUAGCACGUCCAAGGCGUUUAACCCACCUGAUACGUAGAAUACAUUUGGCAAUAAAAGAAUCCUUUUUAGAUGUCUUUAUGGUAACUUCAGAAACACAAAUGUGGUCUGUGGAUUAUGAGCACUUAUGCUUGUUUUGUCAAACAGUAACCUACAUGAAAGUAUCUCUGUCAGUAAGAAGCUGGUUUCACAGAAAAAUGGGGAAACUACCUCAAUUCAGCUUGCUGAUUUUCUGACAUUGCUACCUCCCUGCCCAUUAUUUUUGUGUUUCUAUAUGGAAAAUUGAAGCAGGUAGCCUCUCAAGUUCUACAUAGACCAAGUUGAAGAAAGAUCACUUGAAUACAUAAACUGGUGCAGAAGAACAUUCAGCAUAUAAAGUUACUACCACGCUCUUGCAUCAAGAAAAAAGAGUGAGAUUUUUGAACUCUAUACAUCAUAAAUGGCAUGCUUUCAGAGAGACUUAAGAUCCCAAAGAUUAUAACAGAGAGAGAUUUCCCCUGCAAGUUUUAUGUAACCAUAAUAAAAAAUUAAAGUGGAUAAAGGAACUAAUUUUACAUACAUUUCAAUAGAAAUUUGCAUAUAUCUAACGUAUUCAUUUUGCCCUGUUUACACUAGCAAGGGUUGAAUUCCUGAACUUGAAUCUUCUUCAUAUACAUUUUCUUAUAGAGCUGUUGAUGAUUAAUGAUUUUUAAAUUUUUCUUUUUUCUACCAUCUUUUGUGACUCAAUUUUUUUAAUAUCCUGAGACAUUUAUGAUCUGCUUGUCUGUAUAUUUUUAUGUGUUCAUCUGACUUUCCAGUAAGAAGUGAAUUUCCAUCAAACAGAUAUAGUAUAGAGCUAUAAUACAGCUUAUUUAGCCAGUUAGAAGUAAAACUUAUGCCACUGAAACAAACAAAUGUUUACUUUCUUGUCAAAUAAUAUUUUUGUAACAUUUUUAGACUUGGUUGUUUUUCCUCUUUGAAGUCUAGUUCACAUGAUACUUUAUCAGGGACACUAGCUAAUGGACCUCAUGUUCAGUUAAUUCUGAAGCUGAUGGAUUGUUGCACAGCCCCUGUUCCUAAUUGAUAAAUAUUUGUGGCAAAGUCCAAAUUUGGUGAAGGAGAAAUUGGUUGGAAUUAAAUUUUAUGGGCAUCCCUUCCUGUUUCCACUAUAUUAUAAUUAAACACACUGAAGUUAAAUAAUAAAUUACUGUGCUAAAACAAUUAUAAUAACAAAAACGAACUGACAGAACAAUUAUCUUGAAGUAACAAUAAUCAGGAAAAUACAUUAAUAAAAAGCAGGUAAGGGAAAUAUCCUUAACUUCCUGUAAAAAAAUAAUUCACAAUGCCUCUAAAUUAAGAUGUAGUUUAUCAUCUGUAUUUUAAAAUAUCCAUCAUAACUAAAAAUGUUGACAUAUUAAGGAAAGGAUCUUUAAGAUUUAGGUUUAAGAUUUUUAUCAAUAUUGAUUGGUAUGACAAAACUUUUCAUAAUAGAUAUAAGCAUACAAGGGAAUUAGUAACAUUUAUAAAGGACCCACAUAUUUAAUUUUAGGCAUUGUCUUCAGCUUCCCUGGAUCCCCAACACAUGUUGAAAUGUUAUUGUCAAGCUUGCUUACUUUAAGGAAUGACAUUAAAAACUUUGACUGACUUUCUACAUUACUGUAAAGACCAAAAGGGAGAGGAAAAAUAGUUUAUGAGUUGUCUAAAGAUCAACUCCAGACUAAUCUGUAUCAUCCCCUAAUAAUGAAGAAACAAUUUAUGUUUAUAAUUUGUCUAUCAGUACUGUACCAAAGUGCUACUGCUUGGAUUUUUCUGCUGUAUUAAAGAGAUGGGGUCUUGCUCUGUCACAAAGACUGAAGGGCAGUGGCACAAUCCCAGCUCACUGCAGCCUCAGACUCUUGGUCUCAAGUGAUCCUCCUGUCUCAGCCUCCUGAGUAGCCGUGAUUACAGGUUUGAGCCACAGCACUUAGCCUGUGAUGUAUUGUGGAGGGGAAAAAACACUACAGAACUACAAUGCAUGUCAAUUCAUUUAGAGAGUGAAAAAACCAAAAACUCAAAGUCUUAAUUUUUUAGUUUUGAGCCGAUCUGAAGAUAUUGGCAUGAAUAUCCUUUCUUCUCUAAGAAAAUUUUUGAGAUAAAAUAACAAUAUAUAUGAACUUCCCAGUAUAUUGUAGACCAAGGUGUUGAAAUUUAAUUAGUUCAUUUCUAGUGAUUCAUAAUUUUAACUUACCACAUAAACAAUUACUAUGCAUUUCUAAGUAAUGCUUUCAAUAUAGCUUAUGUUAGAUUUCUGCACAUCAUUAAAUUAGGAAGAUGGAGGCACAAAAGCAAAGCAACAACAUUGCACAAUAGAUUAUGGAAGCAUUAUUGUGCAAAUGGAUUUUACAUAAGAAGCUUUUUUGAGUUCAUAAAAUAUAUUCAAUGGAUCCCAACAUUAAAUUUAAUUUUGUAAUCAGCAAAUACGUUCUUUAUAAUAUCUGAAGAAUAUUAAACAACUAAAUUUUCAUUUGUAGGCUAGCAGAACUUAAAUGUGUUGGUAGUUGCUUCUUUCCUGAUUAGGCCAUAAGAAGAAACUUUCUUAUUUACUAAUUAACACUGAUUACACUCUCUUUGGUUUAAAAGGGAAAGUGUCACCUGUACACAUACUAACACACUCUGAUUCCACUUAUUUACAGCCUGCAGAAGAAAUAGCUUGUUUACGAUAUUUAAAACUUCGUGAUUUCUGCAAUAAAACAGGUAGUUAAUAUAGUUUUGCAUAAUGUCAUUGAAAGAUAUUGCUAUCCCUUCUUUAUUUGAAAAAAAAAAUUAAAGUCAGCAUUUCUUUCACAUCUAGCACGUCUAAGUUACUAUUCAAAUGUCUUGAUUUCAGCUAAGUUUUGAUGUUUCUUUUUCUCUUAGUAGUGUGUCAAGAGCAUUGUUCUCAUUUGAUGAUUUGUGUCCCAUUAGAGUAUUUCAAAGGUAAAUGCAAACUAAUUUUUAAGAAGAAUUGUGAAAGAACUUUGACUUACGUGAAAAAAUCAAGAAUGACUAUACAUGAACAAAUCUCUAUUGGGGUAAACAAGUCUCUUCAACUACAAUAUGAACAACAGAAGAGCAGAAAUCAACCAAGUUAGCAAACUUAUGGUGAGGUGACAGGACCUAAACUAGAGUUACAGAGAAAAGUUUCCCAGGAAAGAAUAAUGAAGUCAUUUGCAGUGAUAAAAAUCUUAUAGACUAUGCCAAAUGUUACAGGUGUAUUCCAAAAAGUAAAAUUGGAGUUUCUUAUAUUCUGAUAUUCUGCUAAUUCCACAGGAAACAGUAAAUACUUUAAACUCUCUUGAGAUGUUUCUUAUCUAGCUAUACCUUGUCUCAAGGAAACAUCAAUAUUUUAUAAAUGUUUCUUAAAUAUAAGUAUUUUGUCUCAAUUCAUCUUCACUCUCUAAUCUGCUGACUCUAUUCAACACCAACAGAGCUAAUGCUUUUAGUAGCUUUGUACUGUUUAGAGCUCUAUUAUGAAUCUUUCUAAUACAUAUGAAAUUAAUAUUAUAUUAGAAUUAUGUACAUUGUACAAAAUAAUUCAUAACCAAGCAAUAUUCAUACUAUAGAAUAAUUUAUUAUUAUAUAUAUGAAUAUUACAUUGAGACUGAACAAAUAACUACUCUGCUCCAAAUAUUACUCUCAAGUUCUCUGCCUUUAAUUAUUGUAGUCAAUUCAUAAAAUUCUACAUACAGUUUUACAUGGUGGGUUAUCAAAGUACUCCAUAAUCCAAAUGCACCUAAAAGUAUUCCCAAUGCUCCUUUCAUUCUAGAAUACUAAAGGAAAGAGUUUGAAAGAAGAGGAAAGUAAAGCAGGCUUCUAACUAUACAAUUUAAACAUGGCCAUUCAGAUUGAAUAAUUUUUAAAUGAUGAUGCUCCACUCUUUGAUCUAUAGAUGAGGUUACAAAAGAUUUACAAUUAGUUCAAAAUCAGAGGAUUUUAAAUCUUAAAGGAGUUAAGUUCAUCUCAAUGAUCCAAGACUACAAAAAUUCAUGCUAAAUUGGCAAGGAAAUAUGUUUAAAACCAAGACCUAAAAUAGCUUUCUAAGUUUAAAAAUCCCUGUGUUUCUUCUGAAUGUAAAACAGGCAAAAUGAUCCUGACUUCAAAAUGAAAUAUAUUGAUUGUUAUCAAAAGAUGUUUGGCAAAGUUAAGUCAGUAUCUUCAAUGCUUUAGCAGUAGGUAGAAGUCUUUGGGGUUGGAACUCAGGAUACAGUGACUAGGACAGAGUAUAUUCUUAGACUAAUCAGUGCCUAGUCCUCUGGAGUAUUUUUUAAUGCCCUGAAUUUCAAGUUGUCAAACUGGUUUACAUAUUGAAUGACAUUUUGAAUCAAUAAAAAUGAGAAAAAAACAUUCAAAUUUGGUUUUCAUGUCUCAUUUGAGAAUAAGGAUUUCCUUCAUCACCCUAAGUAAUAAAAACUGAUAUGUCUUGAAACGACUACAGAUAAUCAGAAUGUGUUCAUUUAUAAAGUAUCACUUGUUUGUAUAUUUUAACGCUGACCUUUGCCUGUGAACUAGAAAAUCAAGAUUUGUAGAGUCAGGUUGAUUUGCCUUCAUUUGAUUUCUGCGAAUGCAUUGGAAGUGGAUGGAUAACUUGGAAGUUUUUCCAUACUGUUUUCCGCCUUGCCAAGCAUUAAAUCUAAUUCAAAAUAUGUCUUUCUAAAAAACAAUAGUUUAUUUUUAAAACUAACAACUAAUUGUCCUAUUCCUUGUUGAUAAGAAAACUCACUUUUUAGAAACAAGUAUAGCUAUUGUGGCUUUGGUCUCCUAGGAUCCUCAUAUAUUUACACAUGGCGUUAUUCUUUUCAUAUACACCUACCAGAUUUCAAGCUAUUGGAUAUUUCCCUUGUACAACCUUUACAUCCUUUUUUUUUUCCUUAAAUGCUCUGUACAAUCACAUGUAAAGUCAUCAGCUACAAACCUCAAUAAAAAUAUCAGUAAACAAGAA